Messenger RNA from Ambispora gerdemannii, 309 nucleotides. NCBI's taxonomy places the organism in Eukaryota, Fungi, Glomeromycota, Glomeromycetes, Archaeosporales, Ambisporaceae. The record is from the annotation of a GenBank genome assembly.
AUGGCAAUGAAAGAAAAUGCCAACAAAUGCACGAUAUAUGUUGGCGGACUAGAUGACCAAGUCGACGAAAAGGUUUUACACGCCGCUUUCAUUCCCUUUGGUGAAAUAGUUGAAAUACAAAUACCCCCGGACCCUGCUUCUCACAAUCAACAUCGUGGAUUCGGGUUUGUUGAGUUUGAGGAAGAGACGGAUGCACAAGCUUCCAUUGAUAAUAUGCACUUAUCGGAAUUGUAUGGAAAAGUGAUUAAAGUUAAUCUAGCAAGACCGAUGCGAAUCAAAGAGGGCAGUUUGAGAGCCGGUAAUUAUUGA